This is a messenger RNA of Harpia harpyja (harpy eagle), 5210 nucleotides long. RefSeq names its product T-box transcription factor 4 (gene TBX4). The transcript has 10 exons. The coding region runs from base 468 to 2108 and encodes 546 amino acids. Gene Ontology annotation, biological process: cell fate specification; regulation of transcription by RNA polymerase II; angiogenesis. Gene Ontology annotation, cellular component: nucleus. NCBI's taxonomy places the organism in Eukaryota, Metazoa, Chordata, Aves, Accipitriformes, Accipitridae. Gene Ontology annotation, molecular function: DNA-binding transcription factor activity, RNA polymerase II-specific; RNA polymerase II cis-regulatory region sequence-specific DNA binding. The record is from RefSeq and is a predicted model, not a curated record.
GCCCAGGGCAGAGCCCCCUUCGCCCCCUCCUGGAGCUGGCUCCCAGCUAAGCACGGGGAACGGCAGGGACAGAAGCCCCUGAUCUCCCUCUGUGGCAGCGGUUGUGCUGAAGCUCGGUGCUGCAAACCUUUUCCAUCCUGCUUGUGCUGAGCAACAGGGCUCCGGGGGGGCAAAAGCAGCAUCUCCUGCUGUCCCCACUGCUCCUGCUUCUCCCCAGAUUUCAUCCUAUUGAUUUAUGACAGGUGCAGAUGGACCAAGAAGUCCCUUUUCCAUCCCUCUCGCUGUUCCCACUGCACGGUGACACGCGUGUGCCCACAUCAUUCACCGCAGCUGCGGCCACACGAUGCCCUCCCUCCAGCUGGAGCUGCCCUGGCCUCGCUGCACCACCAGCCUAGAAGUGUUUGGUACCAGUCUCUUGGCAAAAGAGCCUGAGGAAUGGAGGGGUAAAGAAAUACGACCCAGCUGCUAUGCACAAUGAGGAAAUGCUCCAGGAGAAAAGCCUGUCUGAAACCGAGGAAGGGUUUCCAACAGCCCCCGCGCCCGGCCAUGCGGACUCCUCCGCCGGUUCCCCCGUCCUCGGCGUAGCCGGGGGGAGCAGCACGCCGCUCAGCAGCCCGCAGCUCCCCGACCCCGAGCAGACAAUAGAAAAUAUCAAAGUCUAUCUCCAUGAGAAGGAGCUAUGGAAGAAAUUUCAUGAAGCUGGCACCGAAAUGAUAAUAACCAAAGCAGGCAGGAGGAUGUUUCCUAGUUACAAGGUUAAAGUGACCGGAAUGAAUCCCAAGACCAAGUACAUCCUGUUGAUCGACAUUGUCCCGGCUGACGACCACCGGUAUAAAUUCUGUGACAAUAAAUGGAUGGUGGCCGGGAAGGCAGAGCCAGCCAUGCCGGGGCGGCUGUACGUGCACCCCGACUCCCCCGCCACGGGAGCACACUGGAUGCGGCAGCUGGUGUCCUUCCAGAAGCUAAAACUCACCAACAACCACCUGGAUCCCUUUGGACAUAUCAUUCUUAAUUCAAUGCAUAAAUACCAACCACGACUGCAUAUUGUGAAGGCGGACGAGAACAAUGCUUUCGGGUCAAAGAACACAGCCUUCUGCACCCACGUUUUUCCGGAGACGUCCUUUAUAUCGGUGACUUCCUACCAGAAUCACAAGAUAACCCAGCUGAAAAUUGAAAACAACCCCUUUGCCAAGGGAUUCAGGGGGAGCGACGACAGCGACCUGCGCGUGGCACGACUGCAAAGCAAAGAAUAUCCAGUAAUUUCCAAAAGCAUCAUGAGGCAGAGGUUGGUGUCCAGUCAUGGCCAGCUUUCAACAAAGCCAGAUGUUAACCCACUUCAUGGGAAUCACCAGACCCUUCAACAUUAUCAGUAUGAGAACGGUGCUCACAUGCAGUUUGCAGCUUCAGAUACUCAAGAUCUGCCACUCAACACCUUCACAGCACAGAGAGAUUCAGGGCUCUUCUAUCAUUGCCUAAAAAGAAGAGAAAGUGCUCGGCACCUGGACCUGCCCUGCAAACGCUCCUACCUGGAAGCCUCCUCUUCCGUAGGAGACGAUCACUAUUUCCGUUCCCCACCUCCGUACGACCAGCAGAUGCUAAGCCCUUCCUAUUGCAGCGAGGUGACUCCGAGGGAAGCGUGCAUGUACUCUGGUUCUGGGCCUGAAAUUGCUGGUGUCUCAACGGUGGACGACUUGCCGCCUCCGCCUCCCCCCUUGAGCUGCAAUAUGUGGACUUCUGUCGCACCUUACACCAGCUACAGUGUUCAGACAAUGGAAACUGUCCCUUACCAGCCUUUCCCUGCUCAUUUUACUGCCACCACCAUGAUGCCGCGGCUCCCGUCCAUCACGGGUCAAGGCUCGCAGCCACCAGGUAACAGCCACUUCAGUGUCUACAACCAGCUGUCCCAGUCUCAGGUUCGGGAGCGCGUUCCUUCUUCAUCUUUCCCGAGGGAAAGGGUGCACCCAUCUGUGUGCGAGAGAAAACCCCCCUCUCCGCACCUAAACGCGGCGAACGAAUUCCUGUACUCACAAAGCUUUUCCUUGUCGAGGGAGUCGUCGCUGCAGUAUCAUUCAGGGAUGGGGACUGUGGAGAACUGGACUGACGGAUGACUCUGACAGCCAAGCGAUGCCACAGCCAACGUUACUGCUCCAGGACAGUGUUCAAUCAGUGUUGAUACCUGUGGGUAACUUGCACUUCGGUGAGACAAAUGUGCAUUUCCAGAGGGAUUUGUGUGGGUGAAGAGCUCGUGUCUUCAGACACACAGAGAAUUCCAUCUCCUGUCUCGGUGGGCUGGAUUCAUCAGUCUCUUACUGACUCCCAAAUAAAUUAAUUCUCGCGUCUUCAUUACUGAUCCAGUAGAAACCAUCUUCAUGGCUAACAAGUGAAGUAGCUAGUCAUUUUCUUUUGCUUGUAAUAUUAAACAUCCAUGAGCAAAUUUUGGCUAUUUGGGAAAGAUACGAGCUUCACUUUCAUGGUACUUCAUUCAUGAAGUCACAGCAUCCCAAAACUCAAAGGAAAAAGCGAUCUGUUCGGUUGUGUAGUUCAAGGACUGCUGUAGCAGCACCUCUUUAGCUCUUUUUAUCUGUAGAAAUUACUUCUUCCUCUGGAAGUGACGGAGCUGUAGGAGCACAGGGGCCUGCGGGGAGGCUCGGCGGUGGGGUCAGGGAGCUGCGGUGCCGCUCCGGUACCUCCCCGGCGCAGCGCAGGGUUCGUGCCAUGGCGUGGAGAGGAGAAGGCACCGAUGCACAAAUGUCUCUUCUUCUCCCCACAACGCCAUCGUUUGUGGCUGUGGGAAAUGAGGAAGUGAAGCGUUAUGCUCGAGGCCAAACAGCAAAUUAAUUGCAGCGUUAGGAACACACCCAGUGUCUUCAGACUCCCAUCCGUUGAUUGAAUCACACUUGCUUAUUGCAAUAUAUUUAUGAAGUUUAAGCUUAAAAGUCGCUAAUACUUUCCAGAAACGAUUUCUGUAUUUGCUGGUCCUUGAUUUCUUUCGUAUUCAGCUGAAAUGCGCCUUUUGUGCUAUGUUUUUUUCUUUUGCAGCUAACUCGGAAAGAAUUGUUUUCAGCAUAAAGGAGGCAUAGAGGAAUAUUUUCUUAAUUGUGGGGUGGGAAGACUUCCCAUUACCUGUCAGGCUUUACAGUGUACAAAUAUUUGUAGAACAGGUAAAAAUCUGUAACCAGUGUAUACAUUGCUACUAUUGUUUACUGUGGAAGUAUCUUGAACUGACUCCUUCAGCGCUGGCUUUGCCUUCUGGACCGUCCCUGCGAGGUAAGGAGGGAUCACUCGGCGACAGCCACGGCGCGAAACAGCCUCGCGUGGGAAAGCAAGCUGCGCUCUUUCUGGAACGAAACUCCCGUUGCCUUCACCCAAAAAACUCCUGAGCUGGGAUGCGUCCUCCUCCGGUCUGCAGCGUGUCCAUCCCGCCGAGCUCCCAGGCGACGCUGUCCCAAGGGAUGGCGACACAGAGGUGAUGCUGGCAGUUUGGUUCCACUAAAGAGCGCAAUAUUUAAGAUUUAGUCAUGUGCAGCGGGGGUUCCCCCCGCCCCCCUUCCCCGGCCCCCGCUUCCCAAAUGGGCAAAGGCAAAAAAAGCUGAAAUACAAAUUUGGAAGUCGGGACGUACUUCUGCAUUUUGAUGAAUCCAUUCCAAUGAAGAGAGGCUGAUGGAUGAGGGCGGCUGCUUGCAGCGAGGACCCUGAGGCCACUAAAGUGGAAGUCACGUUUCAACCAGGACAAUCUCAUACACCCAUUCAGCAGACUAUGUGUGUGACUGGUGUGGAUUUUGUAAUCAGAUUUUGGAAAUCACUACAAUUUUUGCAUGCUGAAUAGCUAUUUAUAUACAUAUAUAUUAUAUAUAUAUAUAUAUAAAAAUAUAUAUAUAUCACAAAUGCAGGCCACGUGUCCAAUUCAGCUUUGCUUUUUACGAACGAAAUACUUAAUAAAAAUGAAUGUUGCAAGGUUUUUUUGGAAAGACAUCUAUUUAAGAUUUUUUUAUUACACACCUUUGAUGUAAAAACUAAGAAUUGGUUAGAUAAAAAAACAUAUAUACUACAGAUAAAUCUUUAUUAGAAACCACAUUAGAUACAGGUGGUAUGGAAUUUUUAAAUGUUUGUUACAUAGCAUGGACAUUUUAUUUUACAUAUCAGAACAUAAAGUCAUUUUACUACUAUAAGCUGUCUCUGGGUGCAUUUCAAUAAUUAGCAUAAAAAUGUUCCAUGGUGAAUUACUGGAUGCCUCGUCUCUCUUCUGUCUCCUACUGUCCGAGUAUACCAAUCUCACACUUUCCCAAGGUGCACAUUUGACCCUUUUUUUACCAUCUCAAAGCUACACUAUCAAACUUUAACUGCCCACUGCAAGACUAAAGGGGUUUUGGUUUGUUUGUGAUUGAUAGCUCAUGUUUCUUUUUUUUUAAUGGACACAUGAAUUGAUCCGAAUACACCGAGCACUACUAGGCUAAGUUAAAAGCAGCCACUGGCCCGAUAACAAGAGCAUGAAAAUGAUGUUCCAGUACUUACAGGCAGAUCAGUUACAGUGACAAUAGUGAAGAAUUAAAGGUUGGAGGUGGGGGGAGAGGUCUGAGGGUGUCACUACCCAUAAUUUGAAAUGCUCAGUUCAUUUCUCAUAGUGACACUGAAUCAACACUAAACGAGACAAAUGCUGCCACUAUAACCUAAAAAUUAAUGGAGUCAGCAGUCCAGAGUCCAAAUGACAAGCUAGACUGGAUCUUUUGCCUGUUUUACAAAUAUGAUUAGCAGGAUAACAAUGUCAUGUUUAAUGAAUAAUCAUUGCUUCUAUUUUUAACCAUUUUUCAUAUACCAUCUGCUCACCAAUGCAAUAUUUAUAGAUUUAAGGCAGUGUAAAAAGUAACUCCUGUAAGAAUUGUUCCAGCUUGCAGUUAAUGCAGAGGAUGUAGAGGAGACUUGAACAUGUAAUUAAUCCAAGUUUUAACUUGCGAGCACACAGCAGGCAGUGCUGCCAGCCUUCAUAAAGGGCACAGCCGAGGCUCAGUCCCAAGCCAGCCACUGGAGCUGAGUGUGUGCCUUGUGAAACCCUGUGGCAAAUAACAAGCUUUUAGUUAUGAAAAUAGGACAGGAUAUUUGCAAGUACAAAACCUGAUUGUGAAAGGCUGAGUUAGCACAUAAAUGUGCAAAAUUUGGGUAUAUGCUAAUCUGGUCAUCUGGCCUCCUUUUAUAGUCAAUACAGAGAGAUCAGA